Molecule: messenger RNA, 2378 nt
Organism: Capsicum annuum
Lineage: Eukaryota; Viridiplantae; Streptophyta; Magnoliopsida; Solanales; Solanaceae
Product: CBL-interacting serine/threonine-protein kinase 6-like
Exons: 1
Coding region: 884-2182 (432 amino acids)
Biological process (GO): protein phosphorylation; signal transduction
Molecular function (GO): protein kinase activity; ATP binding
Source: RefSeq, a predicted model, not a curated record
ACCAUUUUGUAGAAAUUUGCAGAAAAUUAAGCAAAAAAAGCUCCGAAAUUCGAAAAAAAAAUUGAGAUUUUUGUUAAGAUUUUUGGGAAUGCAGAGAGAUGAGAAGUAAUUCGUUUGUUUAUAAUUUUGUUAUUGGUGGCUUAAAGCCCCAGAUUUCAGUUGCCGGAGUUUGCCGGAAUUGUCAUCGGAAUUGUCACCGGAAGCACGUUGAAGACGGGUGAACGUAUACAACGCUUUCAACGAGGCACAUCAUCGAUUUUUUUCAGCGCACCCAUCAAUUUUUUUGCGUAAAAGGUACACUUUUUUCGAAUUUCCUUCGCCGGUGGCCGGAAUUUCGCCGGGAUUGUCACCGUAGACGGUGAACCCAUCGACCUAUUUGCUUUUUCUGAACAAAAAGGACAUACCCUUUUCGAAUUUUAUUCACCGGUGACCGGGAUUGUUACUUUAAACUUGCCGGAAACCUGAAUUCUACUGGAAUCUCGCCGUAUACUACGCCGGAAACGGUGAACCGAUCCACCCACCCCAAUUUUUCAGCUCAAAUACAAAGCCAUUCGGUUUUUUUAGCAAAAAAAACAAAGACCCAAUUCGAAAUUUCUUUGCCGGCUCCGGAAUUGUUACCUUAAACUCGCCAGAGAUGGUGAACCCACCCACCUACCCCAAUUUUUUCAGCACCGAGAUGAACCCUUCUGUUUUCUCUUAGGAAAAAACAACACCCUUUUCAAAUUUCACUCGCCGGAAUUGUCACCGGAAUCUCAUCACCCACCCCCAUCAAUCUUUUUUUCCAUAUUCGAACACCCUUUUCAAUCUUGCUUCAAGAAUCUUGCUCAAAAAAGAUCUGUUUUUUUUUCCUGUGGUGUCUGAGCCAGCUUGCGAUAAUUUUCUAAUGGCGCCGGAAGAAAAAUGUGCUGUUUUGUAUGGUAAAUAUGAGCUUGGUAGAGUUCUUGGUUCAGGUACUUUCGCGAAAGUUUACCAUGCACGUAAUGUAAUAACAAGAGAGAAUUUAGCAAUGAAAGUUGUUGGAAAAGAGAAGGUAAUUAAGGUAGGAAUGAUGGAGCAAAUCAAACGUGAAAUCUCCGUAAUGAAAAUGGUUAAACAUCCAAAUAUUGUUGAGCUUCAUGAAGUCAUGGCAAGCAAAACGAAGAUUUACUUUGCUAUGGAGUUUGUUAAAGGUGGUGAAUUGUUCGAAAAAGUAGCUAAAGGGAAGUUAAGGGAAGAUAAUGCAAGAGGUUAUUUUCAACAGUUGAUAUCUGCAAUUGAUUUUUGUCAUAGUCGUGGUGUUUAUCAUAGAGAUUUGAAGCCUGAGAAUUUGUUGUUAGAUGAAGAAGGUAAUGUUAAGGUAACUGAUUUUGGACUUAGCGCGUUUUCGGAUCAUUUAAGACAAGAUGGUUUGUUACAUACAACAUGUGGAACACCUGCAUAUGUUGCACCAGAAGUGAUUGGUAAGAAUGGAUAUGAUGGUUCAACAGCUGAUAUUUGGUCAUGUGGGGUUAUUCUUUAUGUGUUGCUAGCUGGUUUUUUGCCAUUUCAAGAUGGGAAUAUUAUGGCUAUGUAUAAGAAGAUUCAUAAAGGUGAUUUCAAGUGUCCACCUUGGUUUUCAUCUGAUGCAAGAAAGUUGAUAACAAAGAUGUUGGAUCCGAAUCCGAAUACUAGGAUUACUGCUUCGAAGAUUAUGGAAUCGAAUUGGUUCAAGAAGACUGUGCCAAGGACUUUGAGAACUAAAGAGGAGGAAGAGUUUGGUGUAGAGGAUAAUCAAGAUUGUGUAGGGAAAGCGAAAAAGAUUGAAUCUUUGAACGCGUUUCAUAUCAUUUCAUUAUCGGAGGGGUUUGAUUUGUCACCGUUGUUCGAGGAAAAGAAGAAGAAGGAGAAGGAACAGAUGAGAUUUGCAACAACAAAGCCAGCAAGCAGUGUGAUUUCGAAGCUUGAGGAAGUAGCAAAGACGUCGAAAUUCAGCUUGAAGAGGAGUGAUUCUAGUGUUAGAUUGCAAGGGCAAGAGAGUGGGAGGAAAGGGAAACUAGGAAUUGCUGCUGAUAUAUUUGCUGUGACACCAUCAUUUCUGGUUGUGGAGGUGAAGAAAGCUAGCGGUGACACAUUGGAAUAUAAUCAGUUUUGCAGCAAAGAGCUUAGGCCAGCACUCAAGGACAUUGUUUGGAAAUCAGCACCUGAGAAUUCAUCACUUGCUUGAGUUAUUAGAUUCAUGUGUUUAGGGAGAUUAAGUUUGUUUAGUUUGUUCUUGUUCUUGUUUUUUAGUUUGAGUUAAUCUUGAAAUCGAGACUGAGUCUCUGAAUGAUGUCUGCAUUGAAUUUGUUUAGUUCUGUUCUUGUUCUUGAUGUUAGAUGUUUUCUUGAAAUUCAGACUGAAUCUGAAGUAUGUCUUUUGAA